GGCUAACCCAGAUUUAUUCAAAUAUGAAGGAUUGAUUGCAACCUACCAAAACAAGAGUGAACAGAUUUUUUGCAUUAUCAUAAACUCUAGCCACAUUUAUUGCCUUGUAAUACGAUUCUUGCUUUUUUUUAAUUUUGAUAAGAUAUGAUUUUGUACUUAAGAAUCAAGAUAUGAUCUUUCUAUACCAGAAGAAUUGCUGGAUCGGACGCGUCAGAUCAACAAUCAAAGAUUGCUUUCGUAAUUGCCAUAAUUUAAUUACCAGUUUUUGGUCAAGAAUAAUAUUUGAAUUUCAUUUCCUCAAUUUGCACCAUUGAAUUUUACCAUAUAUAAAUGCUCUUAUAGGUGCUCUUCAUCACAGUUGACUCCGAAAUUCAGAGAUAUAAUCUUUAUAUUUUACUGAAUUUCUGUGGCCACAGAUAUCCGUGCUUUCUUAAUAUUUGAUUAGCCAUGGCUUUCGUGAAGGAUUACUCACUGGUUUCUUCCGUGGUAAUGGUGGUGGCUUUGUCUGGGGUGUGUUUUGGUGGUACUGUGUACAAGGUGGGUGACUCCCAUGGGUGGACAGCCAAAGAUGGUUUUAAUUACAAGGAAUGGGCAGCUAGCAAGACCUUUUAUGUUGGAGACACCAUCGUUUUUGAGUACAAUGCCAAGGAGCAUAAUGUGGCACAAGUGACCCACGGAAAUUUCAAGGCCUGCAACUCAACGGAUGCAAUCACCACCACCGCCUCCGGCAACGACAGUAUAAAGUUGACGAAACCUGAACACUUGUUCUACAUUUGCGGUGUCCCCGGUCACUGCCAGGCCGGCCAGAAGGUUGACAUCAGAGUUGUUGCUUCAUCAUCAGGCCCUAAUGCAUCAAGUCCGAUUCACACCCCACCACCCAGUUCUUCAAACCCUAAUGCAUCAAGUCCGAGUCACACCCCAGCUCCCAGUUCUUCAAACCCUAAUGCAUCAGUUUCACCUGCUCCUGUCUCAUCCGAGAAGAGCAGUGCUCCAUUUGUCCAGUCUUCUAAUGGGCUACUUAUGCUUGUGAUGAUUAUGGGGGUUCUUGCUUCUUUUUAUUAAUAGUGUAAUUGGUUUUUGUUAUUCAUUUGUUUUAUACAACGGAGCUUGGAGGUGGAUGUUAG
Molecule: messenger RNA, 1124 nt
Organism: Malus domestica (apple)
Lineage: Eukaryota; Viridiplantae; Streptophyta; Magnoliopsida; Rosales; Rosaceae
Source: RefSeq, a predicted model, not a curated record